Messenger RNA from Meyerozyma guilliermondii ATCC 6260, 1017 nucleotides. It is a transcript of the gene THI13, whose product is annotated as 4-amino-5-hydroxymethyl-2-methylpyrimidine phosphate synthase. Bases 1 to 1017 code for a protein of 338 amino acids. The record is from RefSeq and is a predicted model, not a curated record. Gene Ontology annotation, biological process: thiamine biosynthetic process. Lineage: Eukaryota; Fungi; Ascomycota; Pichiomycetes; Serinales; Debaryomycetaceae. The transcript has a single exon.
AUGUCUACUGAUAUCAUCUCUUUUUUGUUAAACUGGGAGGCCGCUCCCUACCAUUUGCCAAUUUAUUUGGCUCAAAUCAAGGGUUAUUACCAACAAGAGGGCAUCAGAUUGUCCAUUCUUGAGCCCUCAAACCCUUCGGAUGUGACUGAGUUGAUUGGGAGUGGAAAGGUUGAUAUGGGAUUGAAAGCCAUGGUUCAUACUUUGGCUGCAAAAGCCAGAGGAUUUCCCGUAACUUCUGUGGCAUCGUUGUUGGACGAACCAUUCACGGGUAUCUUGUACUUGAAAGCCUCUGGGAUCACUGGAGACUUUCAUUCAUUGAAAGGAAAGAGAAUUGGUUAUGUGGGAGAAUUUGGAAAAAUUCAGGUGGAUGAAUUAACCAAGCAUUAUGGUAUGACUCCCGAUGACUACACUGCUGUUAGAUGUGGAAUGAACGUUGCCAAGUAUAUCAUUGAGGGAAAGAUCGAUGCUGGUAUUGGAAUUGAGUGCAUCCAGCAAGUUGAAUUGGAAGACUACUUGAAGAAACAGGGUCGUCCAAUUGAAGAUGCACAAAUGUUGCGAAUUGAUCAACUUGCCGAAUUGGGAUGUUGCUGCUUUUGCACCAUUUUGUACAUUUGCAACGACGAGUUUUUGCAAGCCAAUCCUGACAAAGUCAAGAAGUUCUUGAAGGCAGUGAAGAGAGCCACUGAUGAUAUGUUGGCUAAUCCUCAAGAAUCUUGGGCCCAAUUCUGUGACUUCAAGCCACAAUUGGCCAACGAAGUUAACCACAAAAAAUUCCAGAGAUGCUACGCUUACUUUUCUGAAAGCUUGUACAAUGUCCACAGAGAUUGGAGAAAGGUAACUGCCUAUGGAAAGAGAUUGGAGAUCUUGCCUUCAGACUACGUUCCCAACUAUUCUAACGAGUACUUGUCUUGGAAAGAGCCAGAAGAAACCGCUGAUCCUCUCGAGGCACAGAGACAAAUGGCCAGCCACCAAGAGGAAUGUAGAGCUUGUGGCGGAUACCGCAGAUUAGUAGUUUAA